Messenger RNA from Conger conger (European conger), 3582 nucleotides. It is a transcript of the gene cysltr3, whose product is annotated as cysteinyl leukotriene receptor 3. Bases 1711 to 2850 code for a protein of 379 amino acids. The record is from RefSeq and is a predicted model, not a curated record. NCBI's taxonomy places the organism in Eukaryota, Metazoa, Chordata, Actinopteri, Anguilliformes, Congridae. Gene Ontology annotation, molecular function: G protein-coupled receptor activity. Gene Ontology annotation, biological process: G protein-coupled receptor signaling pathway. Gene Ontology annotation, cellular component: plasma membrane. The transcript is spliced from 4 exons.
GGGCUUGACACCGGCAAACGGAUUCCAGUGAAUUCCCACUCAAACUAUUUCCUGUUUCUCACGAAAUCUAACGGGGAAACUUGAUCCAGGCAACAUGCAGGAGGCAGAGUGGGAGUUUUCGGUCUGCAGACAAUCGAAUUCAAAGAUUAUUGGCUUGAAUUCAGUGUCCAUUGAUGAACUCUACUUCUGAAAAGUGCUCUAAAAGUUUAUAGGUUUAUGUCCAUUUGGUUUUAUUGCACCUCUAGGCCAGCAUCUGUAUUGGUUUUAUUGGGGGGAUGUCAGAGUUGGCGACUGUCUGGUUAUAAUGGGCCAAAGACUAUUUUGUAGUUACAGCAUUUUGUUAUAGCUGUAAAACCUUAAACAAAUGUUCUGUGACAUGAUCUUCCAAAAUUCAUAUUGUAUUUGUUCUCCAUCACUCACCCUGCCAUAAAAAUGGCAAAAUCCAUUUGUCAUCCAUCAGCAUGAGGAAAGCCGAAGUAGUUAAUUGAAAAGAGGCAGAUAAUUGACGAUCACAAGUCAGUCUGGUAAUGGGUACAAAAAAUACUAGUUGCUAGGUACUAGUUAAGAUCAAUGGCACAAUUAAUUCCGCAAAGCCUUGGUUGUAGAUAGAUUGUCCAGUAGGACAAUGGUCCCAAACCUACAUAAUAUACAUAGAAAUGGUUAAGGAAAAAACAUCAGUAACACUUCAACACGAUUGAAAAUCUGUCGUCUGAACUGGAGAGGGCAGAUAAUGAUAUUGACAUUUUCUGCUUGGAGGAAUGGUCAAAAAUCCCUCCAAAUGUGUUUGCUUAACCUAAAUUAUAGGAAGACUCACAGCCUGUCAUCUUUGCCAGGGCUGUUUUCUCAAAGUGAUAAGUGGUGCCAUGAAUUAUUUGUUAGACUUUGGGCGAGUCAUUGGUAAAGCACACUACACAUUGGAAAAUAAAGUUAAUCUCAAUAACGAUAAUGAUCAGUAUUUUUGUGCAUAUGUAUCCAGGGUGGCAAUAAUUCUAGAGCCCACUCUCUCGACCCGGACCAACCAACUUUCAAACCAAGCCUACGCCGUUUGUCUGUAGGGCGUAGAUUUAGUUCACCGUUUACUAUUGCUGUGGCUGUUGUCACGCUGCUGGCUUCUUUCUCCCCUCUGUUCUGUUGAAUAUCCUGUGAACAUUGGCACUUGGCUAACUCUACUGUCCUGUCUAAAUUACUAAUUUGUGAUAAAUUAUAAUGCAAUGAUCCUGCUAGUAAAUUAUUCCAAUUCCUUACUAAAUUGCAUGUGCAAUACUCCCAUUGCAUGAGCUUGCACCCAUUAACUGUGUGUGCGCUUAUAAUUAUAUGUGAAAUCCAGUUCACAGAGAAGAACUGAAGCAUUGGAAAGGAAUUCAAGGUGAGCACAUGAGUACCCUAGCAAGUUGGGGCAUGCUCUCUUGCCAGUGAGGCAGAAGGGGGGAUAAAUAUUCUGAGUGGCUAGACAUGAUCGGAGAAAGGGCAGACUUUUCAAAAUUAAAGAACUCCGUGAGGGAGGAAUGGGUGAGCACUAAUUUCAUAAGGAAUAUUUUAUGGCGAUGACUGAAAUGCAAGGUCCAAUACAGCAGAAAACUGCAAUAGAAGGGAGUAAAUAGACUGCAGCAGCAUUCUUCAACAGGAUGAGUUCGGCUGGUUGCCCCAAGUUUGAUUCCCGUUUAGCAUUAAACAGCGUCUGUCGAUCAUGGAGCUGCAUUCUUCGACGACAUGACGGCUCUUUGGUUGACCUCAGACCCCUCCGUUCCUCCCAAUAUCACCUACCUACCUGGGAUGACCACCUCCUCCAUUAAUCAAACAUGUGGAAACAAUGACCACUUCAAGUACCUGGCCUACAAAAUUACAUAUUGCUUCGUCUGCCCUGUUGGUUUCCUGUGCAACUCAUUGGCCCUGUUGGUAUUCUUAUGCUUCAUACCCAAGUCUGCCAGCACGGUCUUCAUGAUUAACCUGUCAUUUUCGGAUGUGAGUUUCUCCUUGACCCUCCCUUUCCGCCUAGUGUACUACCUGCAGGGUGGCCAGUGGAACUUCCCAGACUGGCUGUGUCGCUGGUGUGUCUUCUCGUUCUAUCUCAACCUGUACACCAGUGUGCUCUUCCUGACUGGGUUCAGCGUGCUCAGGUAUUUGGCUGUGCUGCACCCUAUGCAGAGCAAGACCCUGGUCACUGUCCGGCGAGCAUGCUGGGUUUGCUUGGGGAUCUGGGUGUUGGUGGCAGCAUGCUCCAUGCCGUUCGUCUUCUCUGGGACUCUCGAGCGUCUGGGGAAGACCCGCUGCUUUGAGCCCAGAGGGCACAAAGCCUGGAAGCUGAUUCUGGUCCUGAACUACAUUGGGCUGGUCGUUGGCUUCCUCCUCCCCUUCCUGACAAUCCUGGCCUGCUAUAGCCGUAUCAUCCACAGACUGACCACCCAAGAUAGGAAUCUAAGAAAAACGCAGGUCAAGCGACAGAGGUCAGUGCAUCUGAUUGCCAUGGUCCUGACCACCUUCCUCCUUUGUUUCUUGCCCUAUCACAUUGCUCGUACAGUCCACCUCCACGCAGUGGUCUUGCAGGACAGCAGCAAGCCUCAGGACUGCUGGCUGACCGAGCUCCUGCAGAAGAUCCUCGUUGUGUGUCUUUGUCUGGCUACCUCAAACAGUUGCUUCAACCCUCUGCUGUACUACUUUUCUGGAGAAACCUUUCGCAAGGCUAUAUGUGUUGCCUCUGCGAACUGCAGCAACUCUUACAACUCCUUUAACCAGGGCAGCCUGCUCACCUUGAGGGCUAAGUCCAACCCCCGUGACUUGUCUGCCCUUGUCAAGGACGAAGGCCUGGUCCAGGACAACAAUGCCAUUCUGAGCCGGGAAGAACAGCUAUGAUGUGACAGAAAAAAAGUCUGAUUUUUUUAUUAUACCGAAGUUCCCGAGUUGGUGGCGUGUCCUCAAAGCAAAAUGGUGUAAGCGAUUGAGCCAUGGAAAUUUAAGAGUAAGAAUUAUAUAACCAUUUUAUGUUACACAUUUAUGUUUGUACAUUUCUUUGUUGCCAUUUAACAUUAGUAUUUCAGUAUGUUCUUAUUAUUUUUGGUUAUUUUAGUUAAAAUAGCUACAGUACAAGCUAACUUGUACUGUAAAGAAUUAGAAUCUCAAUUGUAUGAAAUAUUACUGCGCAAUUAGAGUGCCUAUGGGAACCCCUUAAGGAUAAGCAUUGAAAUACAAGUUUAAAUCCCUGCAGGUCAAAUAGUGGAGACGAACUGGUGGCCACAGUUAUUAUGUAUGCUCUUUGUAGGUGGUGAUCUGAACUAUUUACACAACUUCAGUGUAAGAUUUCUGAAAGACACGUGAGGCAGUAUUUCAAUCAUUUAAAUGUGACAUUGUAUUUUCCCUAUGCUGCCUACAAACACCAUGUCGAUCAGCUAUCUGUUUUACAUGCAGGUUUCUGGUUCAAGUAUUGUGAGAACAGGCUUUUUUAUGUCAUAUGAUAUAAGGUGUUUUCAGACAAUCAAACUAUACGCAGUUCUGUCAGAUUGUUUGUUUGACAAAUGGAUACAUGGACAACCAAACAAUGCAGAGAGGGAUGUGUGGUAUAUUGCCUUGCCUACUCCAACAGGAAGC